CACGGCUCUCUCUCUCUCUCCAUCUCGAAGAAGACACAUAAACAAAUUAAGCAUUUAUUAAUUGCGCAAACAAAUCAUUGCGCUCAAGAGCAACGGGAUGUGAUCUAUUUUUUUGCUUCGACCAGAUUUCAAAUGGAUUCAACCAACAGUUCGACGGGGUCGAGCUCGUUGGCAUUUGCGGAGAAAAUCUGCGCGGCUAUGAUUCCGAUUAUAGCAAUAAUUGACGCGCUGAUUUUCGCGGUUUCCGGUUGUUUCGAUUGCCGCAGCAAGAAAUUGCGCAAUGGGUACCAGGAGAUUGUUCGUCUCUCUGAGGAAUCUCGAUUUUCUGUAAAUGAAGUGGAGGCAUUGCAUGAGUUGUUUAAGAAGUUGAGCAGUUCGAUUAUUGAUGAUGGAUUGAUUCAUAAGGAAGAGCUUCAGCUCGCAUUGUUUAGAACUGCUUGCGGGCAGAAUCUUUUCUUGGACCGGGUUUUUGAUAUUUUCGAUGAAAAAAGGAAUGGAGUUAUUGAAUUUGAAGAGUUUAUCCAUGCACUUAAUGUGUUCCACCCUUACGCACCUAUGGAAGAGAAAAUAGACUUUGCAUUUAAGCUUUAUGAUCUGAGACGAACAGGGUUCAUCGAGCGAGAAGAAGUCAAGCAGAUGGUGAUUGCAAUACUUAAGGAAUCUGAUAUGGAACUUUCUGACGAACUCCUGGAACAAAUACUCGACAAGACAUUUGCUGAUGCGGAUGCUGAUAAAGAUGGUAAAAUCAAUAAAGAAGAGUGGAAGGAUUUUGCCACACGGCAUCCAUCCCUUCUAAGGAACAUGACUUUACCUUACUUGAAAGACAUAACUACGGCUUUUCCAAGUUUUGUGUUUAACACCGAGGUUGAAGAUUGAGAUACAUAAAAAUCAUUUAUUGGAAUCAUAUUUUGAUUAGAGUUCUCGGUGAAGAGAGAUGAUGAUAAAUCCCAUUAUUGAUGUAUUCUCAACUUGAGUACAACCUGUCAAAGGAGGAAUUUGUGACUCCUGGGACAAGAGCUAAGUUAACAUCAGAUCUCAACAACUUGUACAACCAAUUGAAAAUUUAUGUUUCCUAAUCUAUCUAUGCAUGCAUUUUUUGUGCAUGAGCACUCUUUUCCUAGCAUCCCUAGUCCAGCUUAGGUUGUAGUCAAAGUGCUUCGUGAUGUAUAUAUACAAUAUCUAAACGAAUUUGCUUUAUUCCUAAAUAACUUUAAUUUUUUA
Erythranthe guttata (spotted monkey flower) is the source of this 1221-nucleotide messenger RNA. RefSeq names its product calcineurin B-like protein 10 (gene CBL10). Gene Ontology annotation, biological process: calcium-mediated signaling. NCBI's taxonomy places the organism in Eukaryota, Viridiplantae, Streptophyta, Magnoliopsida, Lamiales, Phrymaceae. The record is from RefSeq and is a predicted model, not a curated record. Gene Ontology annotation, molecular function: kinase binding; calcium ion binding.